Molecule: messenger RNA, 297 nt
Organism: Diabrotica balteata
Lineage: Eukaryota; Metazoa; Arthropoda; Insecta; Coleoptera; Chrysomelidae
Source: the annotation of a GenBank genome assembly
AUGGCGUUUUCCGUCAUUCCUAUUUUGUCGUGUGACAAAAUCGAGAAAAAAUUGGACGAGCUAGCUCAGACUUGCGUCUACAUUCAAUCGAAAACUGCAGAUCCUCAAGCAGAAGAUCUAGUAACUAUGACCAAACUGUUAAACAGGAAAUACUCAGCAGCAGGAUUUUUUGACAUCAACCAAAGAUUGUUACCACAGCUAUUCUCAGGACUAAUGACUUAUCUGAUUGUAAUAUUGCAGUUUAAUGUUGCUGUUUUUAAAAAAUAUAUUAAAAAUGAUCUAGAAAAAGUUAAUUAA